CAGGUGUUGUGAAAUUUGUGGUCUAAAUGCAAAAAACAUCAUUGAUGAGGAAGACAUCAGCUCCGUGGAGUCAUGGCAUGAGAGGAUAAUGCUGGGCAACAGCACCAACAGAAACUCAUCAGAGAGGGGCAGUUGUUGGAGUCAACCAUUCUGUCAUUUCUUUAUCUUCUUCCUGCUAAUAGUGGCCUACAUACUUCCAUGGUUGUUCAUAUCAUGAAUGGUUUGUAGUCUUUCGAUAUUAUUGGAAAUUUGAAGAUUUUUCAGGCAUGGCCGUUUGCCUAGAGAAGGGAAAACAGAAAGUUGAGACAAUGUGAGUACUUGGUAUAUUUGUUAUGAAUUAGUUAUCACAAAACAAUAAUAUGCUUUGAAUUUUUGUAAGAAACACUGGAGAUUUCUUUAGAGAAGUGAAAUAGAAAAGAAAGAUAUCAUCAUUUCUUAUAUAUGUUGAAAGAUAUUCAAAAGCUAAUACGGACAUAUAUAUAUUAA
Elaeis guineensis (African oil palm) is the source of this 486-nucleotide messenger RNA. The record is from RefSeq and is a predicted model, not a curated record. NCBI's taxonomy places the organism in Eukaryota, Viridiplantae, Streptophyta, Magnoliopsida, Arecales, Arecaceae.